Messenger RNA from Neolamprologus brichardi, 1879 nucleotides. RefSeq lists its product as uncharacterized. Gene Ontology annotation, cellular component: plasma membrane. Gene Ontology annotation, biological process: neuron projection development. The record is from RefSeq and is a predicted model, not a curated record. Lineage: Eukaryota; Metazoa; Chordata; Actinopteri; Cichliformes; Cichlidae.
ACAAAGCAGGCUGACUCGCCAUUACAGAACACGAGAUUUGAAGAUUGCAUCCUGGCAUUUCUAAUCAGAUGCAAGUGGGGGAUUAUCUCGAGGUCUCCUCCAUUUUGUGCACAGCUGGGAGCUGCUGAGAAAAAAAGAAAAGGAUCGGACGUGCGUGAACGAAGUGGAGUUAGACAGAGAGGGAAAAGGGUCACCUGUGGAUAUGAGGAGGGCUUUCUAAGGAACUGCAACCAUCAGCCAACACACAGAAGGAAGAGGACAGAGUCAGCUGCAGGUAGAUCACUGUGAAGGUCUUCCAUGGCAGAGGCAGGGCGUCCCGUGUCAGAGCUGCAUCCAAUGGGAGGAACUAUCCCACUGCAGCCUAUUUUUUCCAGCCAGUCCGUGUUUGACACCACAGAGACACCCACACAAGUAACGUCACCCUCUGGACUGCCUCAACGACCAUGCUACAACUGCCAGGAGAAACCCCCCAGUGAAAUCUGUGAAGAACAAUGUCAUUCAACUCCUACUGCAGCAGAAACUGCUCAACACCAACAAAGCCCAUCUGAACACUUCCCGCUCAUCAUGGCUUCAAAUCACCCACUUCGUCCAGUUGUGACAGAAACACUUUCAGACAAUUCUGAGAUGGUUGUGAACACAAACACGAAUCAUCCUGAGACCAUCAGGACAGAGCAGAAUGUGAAGCUGGCCUCCCUGAUUGUUCACAGGAGUCACUCAGACACUUUGGCGAAAGCUGAAGUUGUUUACCACAGCAGAGACGCGAGCGUCCAAGAGGCUGAGACUCGCUCCAUGAUGGCUUGCAAGCAGCCCAUGCAGCUCCAUCAGUGCAACACUGUUACCACUAUUUGCAGUGGAGACUGUAGCUUACAGCAUCCUCAGAGGAGAGGUCUCUGCAUCUCAUCUGAUGACGCAGAUAUCAAAGCGCAGUGUCAAGGAGAAGGCAGCCCUCUUUCCACUAAAUGUGACAAGCCACACUGUUGCAGCUCCUAUAUCCACCAUGCCAAUUUUGAGGAUACAUUUGCUGCCUACUGCCAUCCGCAGCCUAUUCCAGCCCCCCCGCAGAUGCUGCCACGUCUGGCAGGCUCCAUUAUCCAGCCUCCAGCACCACCUUCUUCAGCAGGAAACCACCUUACACUGCCUCGCCUCUUCUCCUCUGUUAGUGAGACCGGCUUAGAUGCCAAACAUCUGCUGCGUUGCUGCAAUCUGAGCUGCUCCUGGAUUAGUUCACUGCCACCUGGUACUGGCCCACAAUGCUCCCAAACACACUUAGGUAAAGAUGACUGGUGCAGUACGACAACUGGCCAAGAAAGAAUCACAACACGUGACAUGGGAACUAUGACAGCCCAAAAAGUUCUGAGAGAUAUCGGGGUGCAGACGAAUCAGACCACCGGUUCUCAUCUGUUCCCUCAGAUCUAUCUGGCAGAAGCUAACAAGAGUAAGAUGUCUCCUAGCCAGACUGACAGCAACAGAGACAAAAAAGCAAGUGGUGCACCUAAGUCUCCAGUCAAGGAAGUGAAGUGGGAUGCAGAAGGGAUGACAUGGGAGGUGUAUGGGGCCUCCGUGGACCCUGAGGAGCUGGGUCUCGCCAUCCAGAAACACCUUGAGCUGCAGAUCAAGGAGACAGCAAACCGUGCGGCCAAGCUCUCACAGCAAAACCCCUCCCAGCAAGUCAGGAAUGCUGGCUGUCACAGAAAAAGGAGGAUGAUGGGCUACCUCCAGUCUCCGGCUUGCUGCAGUUGCAGCUCUGCAGCUGUUGAUUAACUGAGCACCUGACAGAUGGACAGGACCUGAACACUGUGCUUAGCAGCCACGAGGGCUGCUCAUAGCGUCAACCUCAAAUGUCUGGAUGAUAUAAGACAAACCUCUAUACCAAAUCGAA